AUGACGAACCGCAAACAGAUUAGAGUCCUGCUGCAGAUAUUUAUAACAAGUCCCGUGAAACUUCCAGAAAGACCACGCCGACGUCAGGAAGAAAAGCGAGACAGACGCAUCGAAACGAAAAACGCUCACCCUGGCAGCCAGCGAAAAGGUGCUCGGGAAGGGCAGCCGCCGCAGGCUCCCCGAGAUCGCCGCGGGCUGUGCCAGGCCCGGCUCUUCCGGGCACCGAGUGCCCCACGGGACUGCCCCGGACUUGCCCAAGCCGCACUCGGUUCAGCGGCAGGGGGCCGCGGGGCUCCAGGGCACCGGGCACGGGCCGAGGCCAGCCGCCCGCUGAGCCCCGGCCUCGCGCACCCGCGCUGCCCGGGUCCCCGCAGGCCCGGGCUCCGUCGAUCCUCCAGGGUGGUGCUCCCUCCCGCCUCCCAGGUCCCCCGCGGCCCCUACCUUGCUCCCGGGCCGGGUGCGAGCGGCGGCGGGGGUCGGGGACGGCGGCCCGCGCUGCUCCCACGCUUCCGCCGGAGUCAGGAGUUGAACAUUCCGCCUCUCCGCGCGGCGCCAAUGAGGAAGACGUCGCGGCAACAGCACCACCUACCUCCAGGCGCGGAACCGCCGCCCGCCGCCCAGCCUCCCGGCACGCCCGGCCCGGCGCCCAGCGGGAAGGCCCGGGCGCGGGGUCACGGAGACCCCAGGGGCUGCAUGCCCCCCGCGGGACCUGAUGCGCUGGCUGGGAAGGGGACCCAAGAGGGGAGUCGAUGUCUAUGGAGACAGGGUUGCAGGUGCCUCAGUUGGCACCAUCAACAGGAAAUUGGAAAUGAGAGGCAUGUUUCAGAAAGAGGCCACAGAAAUUGGUGACCCAUUCGAUUGGCAAAGAAGAAAGCGGUAAUGCCAGGAUUUGAGACCUGGGUGACUGGAAGAAUGAUGGUGUCAUUGACAGAAAUAGAAAUCUGUGGAGAGGAAACUGGCUUCCUGCUGAGUUUUGAAGUCAUGAGAGGAAAAACAGGCUCAGAGAGUAACCAACAGGAACAAUAAACUCUACACAAUAGUUUCGAAACCAUACUUGAAGGAACAUCUCAGACAUCCCUCUGUCUUCCUGUUUAUGUUGCAAGUUCCUCGAGACCACACCUUAUAUCCUAUUGAGCUGACCGUGACUGCAAUAAAAGCACAAUGAUUCUGUGAUAAACUGCUCGCCUCGACCUCUC
Peromyscus leucopus (white-footed mouse) is the source of this 1196-nucleotide messenger RNA. Its product is annotated as basic proline-rich protein-like. The transcript has 4 exons. NCBI's taxonomy places the organism in Eukaryota, Metazoa, Chordata, Mammalia, Rodentia, Cricetidae. The record is from RefSeq and is a predicted model, not a curated record. Bases 1 to 849 code for a protein of 282 amino acids.